Dreissena polymorpha is the source of this 6717-nucleotide messenger RNA. RefSeq names its product protein cornichon homolog 1-like. The transcript has 5 exons. Bases 189 to 623 code for a protein of 144 amino acids. The record is from RefSeq and is a predicted model, not a curated record. Lineage: Eukaryota; Metazoa; Mollusca; Bivalvia; Myida; Dreissenidae. Gene Ontology annotation, biological process: endoplasmic reticulum to Golgi vesicle-mediated transport. Gene Ontology annotation, cellular component: COPII-coated ER to Golgi transport vesicle; endoplasmic reticulum membrane.
GGGGAAAUUGGUACGCAUUUACAUUACAUAUAAGUACGUUGAUUUGCAAGUAAAAACCUAAAACACGUCGUGUUUAAGUGUUUUUUAAGAUUAAGAACGGAAAAGAAAGUGGAUUGUUUAAUCUAAACGUUUUAAUUCACAUAGAAAAUUCAGUCAGAAAAUGUAUCCGCAUAAUACACGCAUUCAUAAUGGCGUUUACGUUUGUUGCGGCUUGUUAUAUUUUAGCGCUUAUCUUGUCAGCUGUGCUGAUUUUCUUUGCGAUAUUUCAUAUAAUUGCUUUUGAUGAAUUGAAGACAGAUUAUAAAAAUCCUAUAGAUCAGUGUAACAGUUUAAAUCCGCUAGUGUUGCCGGAAUAUGUCCUACACAUUUUCUUCACAGUGCUGUUUGUUUUUGCCAUGCAAUUUACGACAGUCAUCCUGAACUUGCCGUUAAUUGUGUAUCACAUUAGAAGGUACCAGUGCCGUCCAGUCAUGAGCGCCCCAGGCCUGUAUGACCCCACUACAAUAAUGAACGCUGAUCAACUCAACAGAGCUAUGAGAGAGGGCUGGAUAAAACUGGCAUUCUAUCUCAUCUCUUUCUUCUAUUAUCUCUACAGUAUGAUCUAUGAAUUGGUGUCAUCGUAGAAUAUCCGAAUUGGCUUUGAAAAUGAAGUGGAACUACAACAAAUAGUACAAAUCUGUGUUAAUCCAUUUUUAGUGGACAUGAGCAUGUAGUGCUCAUUGUGAGGUAUUGUGAUCACUCUUUGUCUAGUAACCAGUGCUGUGUGUGGUUUGUCGUUCUUUGUCAACUUUUAUCACCUUACCACUAUAGAGGCCACAUUUUUGUCCAAUCUUGAUGAAACUUGGUCAAAAUGUUAAUAUCUAGGCUAAAUUGGAAUCUUGGUCAUGUGCAUCCAAAAUAUAGGUCACCUGGUCAAAUCUUAGAAAAACCUUGUUACCACUCUAGAGAUCACAUUUGUGACUCAAAUCUUGCUGGAAUUUUCUCAGAAUAUUUAUAUUAAUAAUAUCUACGUUGAGUUAUAAUCUGGGUCACAAGCAUCCAAAAACUUGGUCACUAGGUCAAAUCUUAGAAAACUCAUAUAACAACUCUAGAAGCUACUUACUCAAUCUUGAUAAAGCAGGGUUAAAUAUAUUUUGUAAAUACACGGGUGUGAUUUCUCCUCCUUUCAGCUGAAUUCCUCCCUUUCAAGGUCAAAGUUAGUUUUUGACUUUGGUGGUUCUAUGUACAAAUGAAGUAUUUAAUUGAACGCUUUAUAGGGGGUAGGGCAUUUUUCUCCCCUUCACACCCUAUGUUUAAAUGUGGGUCAAAAGUGGUCGAAAACAAGGAUACCAGGUCAAGUUUUUGACAUUUUGUGUACCUUGAACUUUGGUGAGUGGUUCAGGGUCAUCAUGACCCUCAUGUUUGUAGAAGAUAGCAACAGCUACUGCUAUGUUUUGAUUGGACAGUUGCAUAUGAAUACAUGUACUGUAGAACUGGUUUUAUUCCUGGGUGUGUAUUUUUCACUAGUAUUUGCAAUUUUUUUCUUUACGAAUUCUAAAAAUUCGAAUAUGUCUAUUGCAAAAUGUGUAUUAUAUUUAUCAGUUACAUGCUUUUCCUAUAAGUGUUUUAUAUUAUUGAUCUUGUUGUCUUUAGUGUUUUGUUAUUCAUUGAAGUUUGUGUCAUCAUGGUCUCCAAUAUAUAUGUAAUGUAUUGACUUACAGAGAGAGAGAGACAAGAGAAAUCACAUUUAGGAAACAUAUUUUAUUUAUGUUGAUGAAUGUGAUAAAUAAUAAACCAUGAAAACAAAUACUAUAACAAUGGUAUAAAAACAAAAAGUAGUAAAAAUACACUCCAGAUUGUAAAGCACACUCCACCUUCCUAAUAAUGACCGUAUUGACCCACCUGAAAUAUGUGUAUAAACAAUCUUAUGUUAAUUUGCAUGUUUUUCAUACUUUUAUAAAACACGAACUAUACUUAUUGUAAAUGUUUAUGUAAUUUUGAAUUAUUAUUAAUCCAAUUACAAGCCGGUUACUUUCUUUUUUACUGUAACUUGCGUUAGAAUAGUGUAUUUCUGUGUAGUUUACAUGAAUGUUCAGAUAAGUUUAUGAAAAUAGAGAGGUGAACACAUGUCAGAUAUCAUAACAUUUAUUGAAGUUUAUUAGCCUUUAGCUUUUUAAAAAUAUUACUAUUUCAGAUUGUAGUAUUUAUGAAGCACAUGUUGACUUUGACCUACUGUACUUUUACAUUUAGAAAAGCAAGAUGGGAAUAGCUUAACAGCCUUUGUGAACCUUAUUCCAUGUCAAAUGUAAACCUACCAUGUUUGUUAACCAUAAACUAAGGAAUUGAAUUGUCUGUUUUCUUGCAAAACAUUAGAUAUGUUUGAUAGGGUCCAAUAGAAGUGCAUGUGCUGAAGAAAUUCAAUCAAACUUUUUUCGCUUUUUGGGAUCAUUAUAUUAGGACCCUGAUUACCUUCAUAUGACUCCCAAGAUGUCAUUUCAAUCUGUCCUUGGGUUUUAAUUGUUCAAACUGUUUUGCUUGAUUAUAAGCUUGACUACUCAUCAAAUAGUUGGAGCUAUAUAACUCACACAUUUGUUAGUGUCUGCAUAAUUCUUUGGUAAAGGUAAACUUGCAACGUCUCCAUAUCAGUGUUUCUUGUUAAGAUAUUCAAAUGAAACUUUAAAAAAAGUGUUUGGGGUCAUUGCGUGAGUUUACUGACAUUGUUCCUUUACUCAGACCUACAAUUUGGCAUAAGUAAGCCCCUUUUUGUACAUAUAAAUUUGGUUUAGAUAAAGUGCAGCGUCUCAAUAUCGCAGUUUCUACUACUCGUAUUAAAGGCUCUAUAAAGGUGACAAAUCCAAUUAUUAUGCAUAUAAACUGGUCUUAUUUUUAUCGGAUUUCAGUUACUCUUGCAUAAAAAAUGCUAAUAACACAGCUAAGGUGCAACGUUGUCAAGAAGUAUGGAUGAUAUACCCGUUUCAUAAUUGGACGAAAUGUUUUCAAUUUGUGAUGUGUAGCCCCAAAGCGGUGACGUAUGCUAAAAAUAGCCGAAAGAACAUUCAAUUUUAUUUUUUUUUAAACAACUUUUUACCAGCAGCAAGUAAAUAAUUAUAUCACUAUAAACGUUUUGACCAUUUAGAAGAGACCUACUUUAUGAGUGAUACCGGAAAAACGUUGAAAAUCAACGAUAUAUUUUUUGGUGACCUGAGUCACUUUCACUUUCCAGAAUAAACAGCAAUGUAAAUAAACUGAUUGUUUGUAAACAUGCUUGACUUGGAGGACACUGUAUUUUGAGCGAAAAAGAACUUGUAUUGCUCAUAUUUUUAUGUUAAUGUCCAAUAGCAUAUAUAUAUUGUUUUUUGAUUACCUUUAUGCAUAAAAUACGGAACAAAUAUUUAAAAAUCGGUAAAUAAUUACGGAUCUUCACCUUUAUAGAGCCUUUAAACUGAAUUUUCCCACAUGUGUUUGGGGUCAUUAUGUAAUGUCACAAAUUUAUCAAGUUCUAUAACUCUGACCUGCUAUUGGCAUUAUUUUGUCCUGUUUUAACUUACAAAUUUUGCGGAUGUAUUGACCAAGACUUUUAAUUUUGACAUCAAGCAGGAAUAUGCUCUCUUUUUGUACACUCAGACAAGUCAGUUUGGGGUUUGUGUGCACUUUUAAAUUUAGGUUAAAGUUUGAAUGCAAGAGGUUCAUUUUUUUACCACAGAUUUUUCAACAACAAAAGGUCCUUUUAAGCCAAUUAGAACCGGUUAAGAGAUACUUAAGUGAGAUGGUUUGAUAGUUUAAGUUACUGACAUAAAAUCAUGUGUUAAAAUUGAUUUCUUUAAUAAAAAAUGAAAAUCUAAAUCAUGGAAAUAUACUGUUACUUUAAUGGUUCCUUAAAAAGUUGUACUUCCAAAGUGGAGACAGAUGAAUGUUUUUUUUAUAAUUAUCAUGUUAUUUUAUAUAAAAUUAUGUUAGAAGUGUUAGCUUUGAAAACUGAAAUGAAUAUUUUUGUAAUUUAAGGGGCUUGUUCACAGAUUUGUGCAUUUUUGAAGUGUGUCAGUGAAUGUCUUCAAUUGCUAGAUUUAAAUCAUGGAAUUGUAGAGCUCAAUUAAAAUGGCAAGAGUAGAAUUUAAGAAUAAAAACAACAACAGUUUGUCUCAAGCAGGUGCGAAAGCAGUGUCCUUUGGAUUAAAAGGCGUAUUCCUUAACUAUUCAGCAAUCUAGAAUGUGAAAUACACACAAUCAUUUAAAUAUGAAAUCAGUGAUCAAGUUGUUGUAACACAAUUUAAUGACAAACAAACAAACUACAUGUAUAAUCAUUCCAUAUUAUUCAAUAGUUUCGCAUGUUUAACGCUUCAUAAGCUUAAUAAUUUGAUCAAUUUUGAAUGAUAUUAAUUCAUAAUUUUAUUUUACUUCUGAUUCAUGGGGUUCUUCAUUUUUUUAUCUUUCUCUGACAAGUUUGAGAAUUGUCAUGUGAACAAAGUGUGAACAUGUCCCUUUAAAUUAUAAGUAUUCAACUUUUAAUAUUGUAAAUAUUUUUGGCUCACCUGAGCACAAUGUGCUAAUGGUGUGCUUUUGUGAGUGCCUUUGCCCGUCGUGCGGCGUUAAAAUUUGCCUUGUUAACACUAUGGGCCACAUUUUUGUCAGAUCUUCAUGAAAUUCUGUCAGAAGAUGUGUCCCAAUGAUAUCUUGAAAGAGUUUAAAAUGAUUCCGGUUGCUUGAAAAACAUGGCUUCCAGGAGGCAUUAUAUGGAUAUAGUAAAAACACUCUAGAGGCCACAUUUUUUGUCAGAUCUUCAUGAAAUUUGGUCAGAAAUGUGUGCCAAUGAUAUCUUGGAUGAGGUCGAAAAUGGUUCUGGUUGGUUGAAAAACAUGGGCAUUUUUCCACAUUUAUUGUCCGAUCAUCAUGAAACUUGGUAAGAAGAUUUUUUCCAAUGAUAUCUUGAAUUAGUUAUAAAAUGGUUUUAGUGCUUGAAAAACAUGGCCACCAAGGGUCAAAGCAUUUUUAGCUCGACUAUUAUAUAUGAAAUAUAUAUAGUGGAGCUAUCCUACUCAACCCGGCGUUGGCGUUGCCAUUCCCGUUGGCGUUGGCGUUUGCAUGCAAAUGUUAAAGUUUGCGUACUACCCCAAAUAUUUUCAAUGUCCUUUGACAUACUGCUUUCAUAUUUUGCAUACUUGUUUACCAACAUGACCCCAACCUAUAAUCAAGAGCAGACAACUCUAUGAAGCAUUUUGUAAUAAUUAUGGCCCCUUUUCUACUUAGAAUAUGCAGCAAUUGUUAAAGUUUGCGUACUACCCCAAAUAUUUCCAAUGUCCCUUGACAUAUUGCUUUGAUAUUUUGCAUACUUGUUUACCAUCAUGACCCUAAACUAUAAACAAGAGCAGACAACUGUAUCAAGCAUUUUGACAGAAUUAUGGCUCCUUUUAUACUUUGAAUAUGCAUAUUAUUGAUAAAUCUAUGUUAAAGUUUGCGUACUUCCCCAAAUAUUUCCUGUGUCCCUUGCCAUAUUGCUUUCAUAUUUUGCAUACUUGUUUACCAACAUGACCCCAACCUAUAAACAAGAGCAGACAACUGUAUCAAGCAUUUUAACAGAAUUAUGGCCCCUUUUAUACUUAGAAUAUGCAUAUUAUUGAUAAAUCUAUGUUAAAGUUUAACAAAACAACACUUACCUGACAUACCACAAUGCACUCUACCCAAACCAUCCCCCACGCCCCCCCCCCCCCCCAAAUCCCCCCCCCCCCCCACCAUGAUGGCUUACUGGCUUGCGUUAUACUGUCAAGCACUGGAAUAGUCAAGCGCGCUGUCCUCUGACAGCUCUUGUUCCUUAUAUGGUCAUAUAUGGCUAUAGUGAAACCGUAAUUACCACUCUAUAGUCACCAUUUCUUGUCCGAUCUUCAUUAAACUUGGUCAGAAGAUUGGUCCAAAUCAUAACUUGGACAAUUUCGAAAAUGGUUCUGGUUGGCUGAAAGUAACAUUUAUUGUCCAAUCAUCAUGAAACUUGGUCAGAACAUUUGUUUUAAUGCUAUCUUGGAUGAAUUCGAAAGAAAUCCCGUCUGUUGAAAAACAUGGCCUGCAGGGGUAGUGGAAGUUAUCCUUAUAUGGCUAUAGUAAAACCUUGUAAGCACUCUAAAAGUUACAUUUAUGGCUCACUUCAUAAAACUUGGUGAGAACAUUUGUUCUAAUGAUAUCUUCUGAACAGAACAGGUAACUUCCUUUGUAUCUCAGGGGAGCAACUUUGGGCCUUUCAGGCCCUGUUGUUUAUAUUUUUGCAUGAACAAAUCAGAAGUAGUUAGCAGUAAGUUAAUCAAAUGAUAAUCCUGUUUCUUCGUAACCCUAAAUAGCCUUCUUUGUCUUGAAGUAAAAUCCCAUAAACCCAUCCUAGCAUCAUUUCAAAAUACCAUAAUGUAAGAAUGGGCUAGCAUGUUAAAUAUACCCUGCUGGUCCAUGAGUGUUUGGUUUUCCAAAUAAAAUGUUCUAAUGGCUUGGUUGUUGUUUAAAAUAACAGAAUGUUUGUUGGGUAUAAUAACAUAAAUAUCAUAUUCAUGUUUAAGGGGAUAGUAAAUGUUACCACCCUUCUCAAAGAGUAAUGUCCUGGACGAAUUGUCUGUCCAGGAGGUGCAAUAUUUUCUGAAUGCAUCGACAUCCUAUUAUCUGUAUUCAUUUUAUGAACUAUGGUCCCUUCUCUUACAAAAUAUAGUUACAAGUAUCAAUAAUGAUUUGUUUAAUUGUUGUGCAAUAAAUCUGAAAAUGAUUGAA